AUGCCGUCAAUAGAAGCUAGGCUCCAGCCUGCAAGUGCAGACGCCGAUGCUUCUCCUUCCAGAGCGGACCGCAAAUCAGCAGACGCCAUCUUUCUGUCCACAGCCAAUCUAACGUCCGAACUCAGCCGGGUCAACUCGACGCCUCUGUCUUCAGACGCCAUAGACGCCCUCGGCUUGCCACCCUCGUCUUCGUGCACCAACGACUCGCUCAAUGAACCAUCUCCUUUGACUAUGGCCCCGCCUAAGCCCGGUCCCGCAGAUACGCUUUAUCCAAGUCCAUCUGGAGGAUUCGUGCCUUCCCCAGAGGAAGGUCAGGAUUGGAGACUCAAACCUCCUCCACCUGGACGCGCAAGAGACUCAACCAAACCAUCAUCAGCCAUUUCGAAUUCAGCAGCAGCAUCCCCCUCUUCGUCUAUAUCAGCCUCGCGCACCUUAUCACCCUCAGCAGAGGGCAGCAGCCAACAUCCUGCAUCCGGUCCCAGCUCAACCACACCCACGCGUCCGCCUUCUCUACCGACAUGUCCCGAAACCGCGUCUAAGAUUGCCAACGCCUCCUCGAGCUCACUAUCAAGACGCAGCUCACAAGCUUCGAAUGCAGUCGCAUCACCUCAGGUGCGGCCUGUCUCAAGCUCGUCAAGCUCUCGUCACCGCCUCAGCACCGCCAAUUUGUCGUCUCAAUCUGCGCCUGAGCGCCCAGCUUGCCGGAGCGUUUCGACGGCAAGUGGUGCGCAUGCAUCCGAAGUGCAACAGAGCUACGACACAAUCUCGCACUGCCGCGCCACCUCAUCCCGGCCCAACUCAACCACCAGCUUCCAAACAGCGCGCAUCGACGACGCAAAAGACGAUGCAAGUCUUUCGAUCCGAGUGCGCGACUUUGCCUUUCCACAAGACGAUCCUCGUCAUCACGGUCACCUGCUUGCAGAGGCUCAACAGUCUGCAGCCCAAGAUCAAGACUUUGACGAGCAUGGACAAGAAUCAGAUGCCGACGGGAAUGAAUUUUAUAUCGAGGGAGCAGAAGAUGAGAACGAGUUUGACGGUGACGAAGGCGACAAUGCCAACGUUGCGCAAGGCGUCUACAAUGUGCUCUACGCAUUCGAGCCUGUCUCGGAGCACGAGCUUGCUGUUGAACCUGGCGACCUAGUACACGUGGUCGGCUCGCUCGAAGGUGGCUGGGCGAUCGCCAUCAAGGAUGGCAACGAGACCGUCAAGGGUCUCGUCCCUGCCACUUAUCUCGAGUGGUCUGCUCCACUGCCCGAGUGA
Messenger RNA from Mycosarcoma maydis (corn smut), 1260 nucleotides. RefSeq lists its product as uncharacterized. Lineage: Eukaryota; Fungi; Basidiomycota; Ustilaginomycetes; Ustilaginales. The record is from RefSeq and is a predicted model, not a curated record. The coding region runs from base 1 to 1260 and encodes 419 amino acids. Gene Ontology annotation, molecular function: protein binding. The transcript has 2 exons.